This is a messenger RNA of Apis dorsata (giant honeybee), 2564 nucleotides long. RefSeq names its product gamma-tubulin complex component 3 (gene Grip91). Gene Ontology annotation, cellular component: gamma-tubulin small complex; centrosome; equatorial microtubule organizing center. The transcript has 11 exons. Bases 1 to 2472 code for a protein of 823 amino acids. The record is from RefSeq and is a predicted model, not a curated record. Lineage: Eukaryota; Metazoa; Arthropoda; Insecta; Hymenoptera; Apidae. Gene Ontology annotation, molecular function: gamma-tubulin binding; microtubule minus-end binding. Gene Ontology annotation, biological process: mitotic cell cycle; meiotic cell cycle; spindle assembly.
AUGAUGGAAGCUGAAACUGUUGGUAAUCUCGUCCAAAAAAUGAUUAUUUCGCUUUGUGGAGAACAAAAGCCAGAAAUAAUUAGAAAAUGGAUGCGUUUUUCUCUUGGAUUAUUAUCAUCAACUCAAGGAAUAGAAACAUUACAAGAGGAUGAAAUUAGUAUAGGAAAUCAAAUAAGAGAAAAAUUAUCAAUAUGUGAUGCAACACAGUUUGACAAAUUAUAUAAUGAAUUAAAAUCUGGGCCAUUAAAGAACAGGACACAAAUUCUGAUAUUCUUGUUAAACAUGUGUAAUUCAGCAGAACAAUUAAGGGGUAGAGUCUUUUCAGCACCUGAAUUAAAAUUAGGUUUAUCUUCAUCAUCUGCAUCCACUAGUGGACAAUCAUCUGAAAUUUCUGCAUCACCACAAAUUGUAUCUAUAAAUAGUGCAAACAAGAAUACAAGAGAUUUUUUAAAUUCUAAUAAAAUAUAUGGAGAAGAAUAUAUUUCAGAAGAUGUAUUGAUUCAAGAUCUUAUAUAUUCUUUCUUAGGUAUAGAAGGAAAAAUAUUAAAGUUAGAUUCUAAUUAUGGCUUCCAAAUAGAUCCAAUUAUUAGCAUUGAUAGACCACGAAAGCAAGCAACUUUGAGAUUAAGUGAACUUGGAUAUUUGCAUAAUAUAAUACAAAAAGGUUUAGAAAGAAUGUCAGUUGCUUCAAGUGGUCAAGUAGCUGAUAGCUUUGUUGCAGCAUUACAUUCUGAAUUGUCUGAAUAUUAUAGGGUUAUUGCGCUUAUUCAAGAAGAAGUAAACAGAGCUCAGUCUGAAUCAGGAUUAUACAGAGUUACAUUAUCCCAUUUACAUCUUUGGGUAUAUGAUCCUUUAGAAAUUUUAAAAUGGCUAGCAAGCAUAGUAAAAGCUUGCCAAGGACAAAAAGGUGGUGCAUUAGCUUCUGCAGUGUAUGAAUUUAGUAAUCAUGGUGAUACUAACGUGAAAAAAUUAGUUAAAAGGAUUUUACAAAGUGUUUGCAAUCCAUUGUAUAAUAUGUUGAUAAGAUGGAUGGCAGAUGGUGAAUUAGAUGAUCCAUAUAGAGAAUUUUUCAUUGAAGCUUGUGCUGAUAUUACUGGAGAUAGAAUGUGGCAUGAGAAAUAUCAAGUUCGCAACAAUAUGUUACCAUCUUUUAUUACAAAAAUACAAGCUAAAAAAAUUUUAGGAACGGGAAAGAGUAUUAAUUUUCUGCGUGAAGUAUGCAAAGAUUUUACUCCAUGGCAAGGAAAACAUACAAAAAUGUUUGAAAAUUUUAGUGAAGAAUAUAAAGUUGAUGUUCUUUUUGAUAUGGAUCCUGAUGGUCGAUUACAAACUAUGAUGGACACAGCUUAUAAAGAAACUUCAACCAGAGUAGUAGAAAUUUUAACAAAACAGUAUCAUCUAAUGGAACAUUUACAUGCAAUUAAAGGUUAUCUUUUAUUAGGAGAAGGAAAUUUCAUUCAAUAUCUUAUGCACUUAUUAGAACCAGAAUUAGAUAAACCAGCAAGUUCUGUAUAUCCACACAAUAUAUCUUCAAUUUUGGAAACAGGAAUAAGAGCAACUGUUACAAAGAUAGAUGAUUCAGAUACACAUAAACGUCUUGAUGUAAGAUUAUUAGCACCUUCAGAAAAUGAAAGAGGAUGGGAUGUUUUUAUUCUCGAUUACAAUGUGGGAGGUCCUAUUGGAACAAUUUUAGAACCUUGUAGGCAAAUCUAUCAAACUGUAUUUUUUGCUUUAUGGAGAGCGAAACGAAUGGAAUCUAUAUUAUCUACGAUUUGGAAACGUCAAAUAACUUCAGCAAAAAUGUUUCGUAAAAUGCCCGAAGUAUUACCUAUUCAAACUCAUAUUCAUUUAAUUACAAGUAGUAUGGUACAUUUGGUUCAUCAAAUGCAGUAUUUUUUCCUAUUUGAGGUAAUUGAAUGUUCUUGGGAUGCUUUUGCAAAACAAUUGGCACAAGCAACAUCUUUGGAUGAUAUAAUUACAGCACAUACUCAUUUUAUAGAUACUGUCAGACGUGGUACCUUGCUAGAUGAAAAAUCACAAGAACUUAUGGAUCAUUUACGUUCUGUAUAUGGUCCAAUUUUAGACUUGCAAAAUCUAGAAGAAACAUUUCUUGCGCGUGCGACACAUGAAUAUGAAGCACGAUUAAAAGAUAAUAAGUUAUUAAAUACAACUGUUGUAAUGUCAAGUCAUUUAGACCAAACUAUGGAUGCAGAAAUCGCUAAACGUCAAGCCACAUUUUCGAAAUAUUUAAAUACACUUUCAAUUCAACUCAGAUUACUUUCAAGAACAUAUCAGGAUAGAGUAAAAAAAUUUCUUAUAAUGCUUGCUUCGGCAGAAGAUGUAUCUUUACAAUUAUUAAGUGUACGAUUAGAUUUUAAUGAAUAUUAUAAAAGUAAAGAUAAUCGUCUUGUUGUGCCAUUAACUUAUUUGCAUCGAAGACAAAGUGAUCAAAGUUAUCUUAGUUGUAAAUGAUAAGUACAAAAAUCGUUUUUUUUUAUUACUAAUUAGAUAUAAAUAUAAUCUUUUUACAUGUUAUUUUUUUUAAUAAAAAUUUUUCAAAGAAA